Penicillium canariense is the source of this 690-nucleotide messenger RNA. RefSeq lists its product as uncharacterized. The record is from RefSeq and is a predicted model, not a curated record. The transcript has 2 exons. Bases 1 to 690 code for a protein of 229 amino acids. Lineage: Eukaryota; Fungi; Ascomycota; Eurotiomycetes; Eurotiales; Aspergillaceae.
AUGAGUUCCAACUCAUCGACAGCUGGCUCUUUGGAGGAGGCGAACUUCCUCAAACGCACCCGUUCUCUUCACUGGGCUCGAUUGGCUCUAUCUGUUUUGAUUACCGGCGGGGCUAUUGCUGUCGUCGCUUGUGAGGCCGUGCCACUGCAGCACUAUAAGACUACCGCUAAAUGGGCGAGUGCUGGUCUUGCCUUAUGGCCACUGAAUUUUGACCUGCGACCGACGAUCGCAGCCCUGGCGUGUGGCGGUGUGAUUGCUGCCCUGAACGUGGUAUAUGCGAUCGCUGCUCUACUCCCAUUCCCCCGCUCCCGUAUCAAGCUUCUCAACUCCUAUGCCUCAGCAUCGGCCCUCUCCGGCUUUAUCACCGCCCUCAUUGGCAUCACCUUCACUAUUUACCGGCCCUCUGCGUCUUACCCAAGCGGCUUCACCGAGAACGAGACCCUGCGCAGCUGGACGUGCAAGUGGACGGUAUCUAAUGAGACUACUUCUACUCCGAUUGACUUUUCCCGCGACUGCCACGACACCCGCGCGGGAUUCGCGCUGCUGUGUGUUCUCCUGGGAUUGGAGAUUCUGAUGGGGCUUGCUGCUGCUGCCGGCACUUGGUUCCAGCGGGAUGUAUCUCGUCUCCGGGACGAACAGGUCCAGUUGGAAAAGCUGGAGCUCACGACCAAGCAGGUGUAUCGGGGUUAA